This is a messenger RNA of Entrophospora candida, 996 nucleotides long. NCBI's taxonomy places the organism in Eukaryota, Fungi, Glomeromycota, Glomeromycetes, Entrophosporales, Entrophosporaceae. The record is from the annotation of a GenBank genome assembly.
AUGGGAGCUGUAAUAUCUCGUUUUAGGUCGCAAAAUAAUGAUAAUUAUGAAAAAAUUUUAUCAGAACUUGAUGAUAAUAUUCGUAAAGCAGAAGUACGUCUAGGAGAAAUAAGAAUACGAGAACGUAAUGCACUGAUAAUUUGGAUAGUGUAUUCAUUAUUGGCAUAUGUUGCAUAUGUAAUGGGAUAUUGGUAUUUUGUUUAUAUGUCUAAUGAGGAAGAAAAUUGGGAUUUCAUGAAAGUGGCUCCUGUAUUGACAGGUCCUUUUUUCAUAGUUAUUGGUUAUAGAUUUCUCGCUUUAUGGUACAAAAGAAAAGAAACCAACGAAAUAUCUCAACUUGAGCAUUUAAGAGCCAGACAAAGCCUUAAAGUAGAAGAAUUAAAAAAAAGAACUGGAUAUUAUACUACUAAAACUUUAUUAGAAAGAUAUGAUUCGCCAACAAAACCAAUGACCCCUGGUCAAAAAAUUCCUUUAAUAACAACACCAGGAAGUUUAAAAUCUGGUGCUCCACAACAACAACUUCAAUCGCUCAUCAAUCCAAAUUCUUUACGUCAACCAUCAAUCGAUAAAACUAAUAUACAAAAUCAACGUCAUUGGUAUGAUAAAUUGGUUGAUGCAAUUGUUGGUGAAGAUGAACAAAAAUAUGCAUUAAUUUGUAAGAAUUGUUAUACUUGGAAUGGUCUGGCUUUUGCUUCUGAAUUUGAUGAUAUUCAAUAUUAUUGUAAAAAUUGUAAUCAUUUUAAUACAUCAAGAAGAUCUUUAAGAAACGGUACUAGUUCAGCACCACCACCACCAACAACAUCGUCAAGAGGUCGUUCCACAACACCAAAACCAACAACUUCAAGAUCUACAAGUAGAAAAAGAAAAGGUAGCCAUGGUAGUCGUCGUGGUAGUACUGAUGAUGAUUUUGAAGAUAAUGAAUUUAAACCUUAUAAUGUUAGAGAUGAUGAAAUAGCAAACAGAGACACAAAAUCACAUAUUCGUUAUAUAGAGUGA